This is a messenger RNA of Salvelinus sp. IW2-2015, 638 nucleotides long. Its product is annotated as zinc finger and SCAN domain-containing protein 31-like. The record is from RefSeq and is a predicted model, not a curated record. Gene Ontology annotation, molecular function: DNA-binding transcription factor activity, RNA polymerase II-specific; RNA polymerase II cis-regulatory region sequence-specific DNA binding. Gene Ontology annotation, biological process: regulation of transcription by RNA polymerase II. Lineage: Eukaryota; Metazoa; Chordata; Actinopteri; Salmoniformes; Salmonidae.
GCUUCUUCAACAACAACACGGGAGGCUUCUUCAACAAAAACACGGCCACUGAUUCUUUCGUCGCCACUCGGUAGUUAGCCAACGUAAAAACGAAACAUUGAAUCUCUUUAGACCAUUUUUGUGUGUAUUGAUGUCGGUGUCAUUUGCUUGUUAAAAUUUACACAUUUGUUAAGGUUGAUUAUACUGAGCCUAGCACUAGGCUAAUGCUAAUUUUAGGUAGCCCAACCAUGAACUCACUAAGCUACUCCCUUACUGCUAAAGAAGAGGUCUGCUGGACGGAGAAAGAAGCUCUGGGUCUGAACAUUGUCGUAAAAGAAGAGGAAGAGGAGAAUAUUACAGUGAAAGAAGAGGAAGAAGCUUUCAGAAUAAAACAGGAGGAAGAGGAGGAUAUCACGUUGAAAGAAGAAGAUGAGGAUGUUACAGUGAAAGAAGAGAAGGAACCAUUUGGAGUGAAAGAGGAAGAGGAGGCUAUCUCAAUAAAAGAGGAGGAGGAAGUUGUUUUGGGAGUGAAAAAGGAGGAGGUUGAAGGGGAGGAAGUGGAGACUGGAGAUCUGAUUGACACUAGAGAGAGACCAGACUCUCAGUCUGACAGCGGGAAGAGUCCUUCAGGGGAACCASACRRYGAGACGCCCAAACKA